Nicotiana attenuata is the source of this 566-nucleotide messenger RNA. RefSeq names its product selenoprotein K. The coding region runs from base 88 to 393 and encodes 101 amino acids. Gene Ontology annotation, biological process: endoplasmic reticulum calcium ion homeostasis; calcium ion transport. Lineage: Eukaryota; Viridiplantae; Streptophyta; Magnoliopsida; Solanales; Solanaceae. Gene Ontology annotation, cellular component: endoplasmic reticulum membrane; Golgi apparatus. The transcript has 4 exons. The record is from RefSeq and is a predicted model, not a curated record.
CAUGAGAGAAAAAGAGAGACGAACCACUGAUAAAAGCUAAGCGCGUUGAGAAGACGACCCUCUGGUAUUCUGCAAGAGGAACAAACCAUGGCUUACGUCGAGAGAGGUGUGGUAAAAUCCAAACGUUCUAUAUGGCGAUUGAAGACUAUCACUGAUUUCUUUUGGUCCAUCAUCAACUUCAUUAGCGUGUUUUUUGCAACUAUGUUUUCGAUGGAAAAAACAGAUGCCUACAGAAAAGGUUCAGGAUCCAGUAAGAAGUGGGAUGGGGGCGGUCCUGGAGGCCCUGGAAGUGGUCCAUAUGGUGGUGGUCCACGUGGGCCACCUCGUGGAUUGGAUAAUGUCCGAGGCAUUGACCACAGCUCUCUUCCUGCCUGUGGUUCUUGCUGCGGAUAAAUGAUGCCACUUUUGAGAAUCUAUGGUUUGGGAUCUUAUUCCAUAAACACUUAAUAGUGAAAUGUGUGUAGGUUUCUGCACUUAUGCUUAUAUUUAAACUUGGAAGCGUGUUCAUAUGUCCUGUUCAUCCUAAAACUUUAAUAAAACUCAGAUAGUUUUCUUUCUUUUGUACU